AUGUCGACUACCGCCGACGCGGCCGAGAUCAAGUUUGGGCCAUUCCCAGUCACCAAGCAGGUGUUUUUGAAAACGCAGCACAGCUUUGGCGUCGUGAACCUCAAGCCUAUCCUCCCCGGGCACGUCCUCGUCUGCCCGCUGCAGCCGCACCGGCGCCUCACCGACCUCUCCGCGGCGGAGACGACGGACUUGUUCACGACGGUGCAGCGCGUGCAGCGCAUGCUGAGCCGCGUCUACUUCCAGACGGACCGCCCCGAGUCCGGCGGCAGCUUCACAGUCGCCGUGCAGGACGGGCCCGAGUCCGGCCAGACGGUGCCGCACGUCCACGUCCACGUCAUCCCGCGCGUCGCGGACGACAUGGGCGAGGGCGAGGCCGUGGAUGAAAUAUACGUCAAGAUGGCGUCGGAAGAGGCCAACGUCGGUGGCGCGCUGUGGGACGUCGUGAGCCGCCCGAAGCCGGGGGGAGGCAUGCCGCGCGUGGAGGACGCGUGCCGCGAUGCUCGCGAGCCAGAGGACAUGCAUGCCGAGGCAGACAGGUACAGGGAAGUCUUGGAGCGCAUGUAG
Messenger RNA from Akanthomyces muscarius, 564 nucleotides. RefSeq lists its product as uncharacterized. The transcript has 2 exons. Lineage: Eukaryota; Fungi; Ascomycota; Sordariomycetes; Hypocreales; Cordycipitaceae. The record is from RefSeq and is a predicted model, not a curated record. Gene Ontology annotation, molecular function: catalytic activity. The coding region runs from base 1 to 564 and encodes 187 amino acids.